AUGCGCGCCACCACGCGCUCCUCCGAUGUGGCGCGCGUAGCCUUCUCGGGAGGCGGCUGCGUCGGUGGCGGCCCCACGCCCACACGGUGCAGGCUCAGCUCUGAAGAGGAGCUGGCGGACGAGUCGCGGCGCCGGUGCUGCAGCGGCAGCGGCGCCGGCGCCGCCUCCUCCCACCUGCGACGCGAGCACGACGGGCCGGGGGCGGCGGAGGCGGCCGGCGGCGAAGCUGGUGGCGGUGCGGGGGCGGGCGCGGCCUCUGCCGGCUGCUGCUCGCCGGUCCCCGGCAGCGCCUCCACCUCCUCCUCCACCGACGCCGCCGCCACCGCCACGAGCGGCACAGCUGCUGCCUCUGCCCCCUCAGAUGUAGCUGCGGGUGACAAGGGGCUCGACUCCAGAACCGCCCCAGGAGAGCCUUCCACCGCCUCCGUCACCGCCGCCGCCUCCGCCGCCACCACCACCUCCUCCUGGCCACCCGCGAUGCUGCUGUCUUCUUCUUCCUCUCCUCCGCCCCCGCUGACCCCAGCUUCCUCGCCAUCGGGUUUGCUACUGCUCGUUGGAGCAGGGUCCCUGUAA
Molecule: messenger RNA, 573 nt
Organism: Schistocerca serialis cubense
Lineage: Eukaryota; Metazoa; Arthropoda; Insecta; Orthoptera; Acrididae
Product: glycine-rich protein 1-like
Exons: 1
Coding region: 1-573 (190 amino acids)
Source: RefSeq, a predicted model, not a curated record